Messenger RNA from Tribolium castaneum (red flour beetle), 1940 nucleotides. RefSeq lists its product as uncharacterized. Gene Ontology annotation, cellular component: plasma membrane. Gene Ontology annotation, molecular function: odorant binding; olfactory receptor activity. Bases 251 to 1153 code for a protein of 300 amino acids. The transcript has 6 exons. Gene Ontology annotation, biological process: detection of chemical stimulus involved in sensory perception of smell; sensory perception of smell. NCBI's taxonomy places the organism in Eukaryota, Metazoa, Arthropoda, Insecta, Coleoptera, Tenebrionidae. The record is from RefSeq and is a predicted model, not a curated record.
GUCGCCAAAAGAUAAAAUAAAAAUUUGUGGAAUCACACGAAAAGUUUUAAGAUACAGCUUGUUAUGGCCAGUUGAAAACGACGAAUUAAGUCCUGGAAUUAGAUACAAACUUACGAUUUUAGCCUUUUUCUCAAUCACUGGAAUACUUGUUUUCUCAAUAUCAGUUUACUCAGUUUUGGAAAUCAAACAGGGUUACGAUAUAGACGUCGAAGAUGUGGCAAUUCUUAUUGCAGUUUAUGGCACUUAUUACAUGGUUUCUGCUUAUUUAAACAACCAACACCAGAUAGCUUUAUUGGAACGUGAUUUGUCUCAAUUUUACAAAUUUGGGAAACCUCCAGGAUUUGAACAACUCAACAGUCAAUUAAAUUUUGCAGUCAAGGUUUUAAUAAUUUAUUCGUUUCUGGGGACUUUUGUCUACAACGGAACAAAGAUGCUACUAAGAGAGGAAUGUAAAAAGAACAGCCAAGAGAAGGGUUUAAGUGAUAACCAUUGUGGAUUAAUUGCCACUUUUAUGUUCCCUUUUCGAGUUGAUUAUUUCCCUGUUUUUUACAUAGUUCUGGUUAUCACAUUUUUGUUGGCCCAUACGUUGAUCAAGCUCUGUAUGCACAUUUCGUUCAAUGCUUACGAAAUCGUCAAUCAUAUUGUGUUAAGGAUUGAGCAUUUAAAAGAAAUGAUUUUGAGUUGUUUUAACGAGAGGAACCAAACAAUCGUGCAAAAAAAACUAAGAGUUUGUAUUUUGUAUCACAUUGAAAUACUUGAUAUGGCAGCAAGGUUGGAUAAGAAUUUUUUUAAUACAAUGUUUGGCCACUUUGCCCUAACUGGCGCAAUUUGCGCCUGUUUGGAAAAACAAAUAGUUUUGGGUGUGAAUAUUGUAGCAGGGACUUUGCAUUUUAUCGGCUGGAUUAUAGCUUUGUUUGUGGGUUGUGUGGCAGGGCAAUGUCUUCUUAAUGCAAGUGAGAUCAUUCCUAACGCACUCUGGGCGGCUAAAUGGUAUCACGCUGAUUUGCGAACCCAAAAAACUUUACUUUUUAUGUUGGCAAGAUCGCAGAAAGAACUCACAAUCAAGGCUGGACCGUUUGGAAUUUUGUGCUUUCCACUUUUUGUGACGGUUUUGAAAACGUCGUACUCUAUUCUGUGCAUGUUAACGUCGUAAAAAUAGAACAAAUAAAAUUGUUUGUUUUUGCACCAAAUUGCAUCACAGUAUUAAAAGAGAAGCAGUGGUGUAUUUAGGUAUAAAAAAGCAAAAAGGUUUUUCUUGUCUGUGUGACGAGACAUUUUAUGUUCUGGAUCAUAAGCAUAAGCAAUAAUAAGAAGGCAAAUAGUCGUAUAUUUUGAUAUGAUCUUCUCAUUGGCGCCAAACUAGCUCUGUCUGUCUUAUCUCAUUCUGUUUCGGAUUAAAAGCAUUGAAAAAUUAAAUUUCAACUUAGAAAUAUACAGAAUGGGUCAUUGAUGCGUGUUUCGUAUGCAAUUUUCACGAAAACUGUUGGUCGGAAAACAAUUUUUUUUUUGAUAAAGGCAGAUAUUAGAAGGACUUUCCAACAAUACUAAACUUCAUAGGCUUAUUUCUACUACUUUCGGAGUUAUUGCUCGAUAAAUUUUCCAGGUACCGAAAAUCUUGACAAAAAUCCUAAAGUAAAGUGAAAAAAUGAAGAUUAAAAACAUAAUGCAAUUCCCUCUUUUGCAUUUUUAACACCUCAGGAGGAACGUAAAGGUAUAGAAAAACUAUGCAACUUUGGUGGAACAAGGUUAAAAAAAAUUGAUUUUUUGGUACCUUGAAAGAAAGUUGCUAUUUCACUUUUUACAAUUUUUAAACGGCGAUUACGCCGAAAUUUUUAGACCUAGAGCAAAACGGUUUGUUUCUGUAAAUUUUGCAGCUUAUCGUGAGUAUUGUACACCGCUUACUUGAAAAUAUUUAUGCAAUUAAUAAAAAUUUGAAAAUA